Arachis ipaensis is the source of this 802-nucleotide messenger RNA. RefSeq names its product Heavy metal transport/detoxification superfamily protein. NCBI's taxonomy places the organism in Eukaryota, Viridiplantae, Streptophyta, Magnoliopsida, Fabales, Fabaceae. Gene Ontology annotation, molecular function: metal ion binding. The record is from RefSeq and is a predicted model, not a curated record.
UAAUCCUAAUGUUUGUGAUUCCGAGCAUUCGUUCUGUGCAACAAUAGAAAAUGGGAGGAGGGAAAGAAGAAAAGGAGGAUAUCAUUGAAGUAAUUACCGCUAUUUACAAAGUUAAUUUGCAUUGCCCUAAAUGUGGGAGCAAUAUCAAGAAGCAUCUCCUUACUAUUGAAGGAGUGCACAGUGUUGAAAUAGAUACUGAGAAAGGGGAGAUCAAAGCAAAAGGAAAAUUAGAUCCUUUGAAAAUAUUGAAGAUUAUAGAGAAGAAAAGCAAGAGAAAAGUUGAAUUAAUAUCACCAAAGAUCAAGCCCAAGGAGAAUAUUCCCACGGAUUCAAAGCCAAAGGAAAAGAAAGAACCAAUUGUACGGACAAUUACGGUGAAGACGCACAUGCAUUGUGACAAAUGUGAAGCUGAUCUCAGAACCACGUUGCUGAAGCAUAAAGGUAUUUUCAAUGUUAAAAUAGACAAGAAAGUUCACACUGUUACAGUUGAAGGCACAAUUGAAGAAGAGAAGUUGAUAUCAUUCAUGAAAAAAAAGGUGCACAAAAAUGCAGAGGUUAUUUCCAUAAAGGAAUUGAAAAAGGUGGAGAAAAAAGAAGUCAAAGAAGAAGGAGGAAAAUCUAGUGAAUCAUCAAAGAAGAAAGAUGGUGAAACAACAAAGGAAAAAGAUGAGACUAAGACAAAAGACAGUGUUCCUUAUUUCAUUCACUAUGUUUAUGCUCCUCAACUUUUCAGUGAUGAGAAUCCAAAUUCUUGUUCUAUUUUCUAGUUACAUAAAUUUAAAAGUGAUCUAAAUAAAUUAUU